UCAGCAGCAGCCGGAGAAUUUCUAUUGAUUUACCCGGACCAGAGCUGAAAGUCGGUGCGGAAUAAAGGGCAAAGAAAAAAAGCUGCGGAUCAGAUUUUCUUCAGAUUCGUCCUGACUUCCUGUACUGUCGACAAAAAUUCGAUUUGACAAGAUGAGACUUCAGGUGAGGUUUAUCAGCGGCGAUGGUUUCGACCUUGAUGUCGACCCUUCCAUUCAAGUGUCGACUCUCAAGAUGAAAAUCCAGGAAAAGACCAAGGUGCCCAUUUUCCAACAGCGUCUGAUGGUGCAAAAUGGCCAAAGCGUGGAGAUGCAAGACCAGAGAAGUCUGAGCUACUACAACCUCAACCCCAGCCCCACCGUCAUGUUGCUGGUCACGAAAGAGGAAUCCAUGCAGAUAUUUCUCCGGAAUGACAAGGGGAAAACCUCGACGUACGACGUGAUGCCUUCUGAGUCCGUGCAGAAGUUUAAAGCGCGGGUCCAUCGUCAGGAGGGGGUCAGACCCGACCAGCAGCGCCUGGUUUACGAGGGCAGACAGUUGGAGGAUGGGCGAUUGCUCUCCGACUACAACAUCAGACCACAAACCACCAUCAUGUUGGUUAGCAAAGAGGAAUCCAUGCAGAUAUUUCUCCUGAAUGAAAAGGGGAAAACCUCGACGUACGAUGUGAUGCCCUCUGAGUCCGUGCAGAAUUUUAAAGAGCGGGUCCAUCGGCAGGAGGGGGUCAGACCCGACCAGCAGCGCCUGGUUUACGAGGGCAAACAGUUGGAGGAUGGGCGAUUGCUCUCCGACUACAACAUCAGACCACUAACCACCAUCUCUCUGCUGCUCCGGCUACGUGGAGGUAAGGUCACCUGUGCCAAACAGGUCAAAGGGGUGGGAUGUCUGGAGAUGCCGAUCCGUGGUUUCAGGCUCAGAGCUUUCGUCGCCAGGAAGACGGAGGGCGGGCGGGGGACUUUAUUGAAAAGUCGGAAUAUCCGCUGCACCGCGAUGAGAGUUCAGGUGAAAUUUAUGACUGGUGAGGGUUUCGGACUUGAUGUCGACCCUUCCAUUCAAGUGUCAACUCUCAAGAUGAGAAUCAAGCAAAAGACCAAGGUGCCCAUUUUGCAACAGCGUUUGAUGGUGCAAAAUGGCCAAAGUGUGGAGAUGCAGGACCAGAGAAGUCUGAGCUACUACAACCUCAACCCCAGCCCCACCAUCAUGUUGCUGGUCAGGAAGGAGGAAUCCAUGCAGAUCUUCCUCCGGAAUGACAAGGGGGAAACCACGACGUACAACGUGAUGCCCUCUGAGUCUGUGCAGGGUUUUAAAGAGCGGGUCCAUCGGCAGGAGGGGGUCAGACCCGACCAGCAGCGCCUGCUCUUUGGGAGUAACCAGUUGGAGGAUGGCCGGUUGCUCUCCGACUACAACAUCGAGCCUCAAAGCACCAUCAUUCUGCUACUCCGACUUCGUGGAGGUUAA
This is a messenger RNA of Mobula hypostoma (lesser devil ray), 1453 nucleotides long. RefSeq names its product polyubiquitin-B-like. The transcript has 5 exons. The record is from RefSeq and is a predicted model, not a curated record. Gene Ontology annotation, biological process: modification-dependent protein catabolic process; protein ubiquitination. Gene Ontology annotation, cellular component: nucleus; cytosolic small ribosomal subunit; cytoplasm. NCBI's taxonomy places the organism in Eukaryota, Metazoa, Chordata, Chondrichthyes, Myliobatiformes, Myliobatidae. Bases 152 to 1453 code for a protein of 433 amino acids. Gene Ontology annotation, molecular function: structural constituent of ribosome; ubiquitin protein ligase binding; protein tag activity.